Molecule: messenger RNA, 2164 nt
Organism: Paramacrobiotus metropolitanus
Lineage: Eukaryota; Metazoa; Tardigrada; Eutardigrada; Parachela; Macrobiotidae
Product: presenilin-1-like
Exons: 10
Coding region: 363-1940 (525 amino acids)
Biological process (GO): membrane protein ectodomain proteolysis; amyloid-beta metabolic process; Notch receptor processing
Cellular component (GO): cell surface; Z disc; lysosomal membrane
Molecular function (GO): aspartic endopeptidase activity, intramembrane cleaving
Source: RefSeq, a predicted model, not a curated record
GAAAAACGGUGCAGCUGCACAAUGCACAUGAUCAUAAAACUUUAUGGCAUAGUUGCAAACGUUAUAGCAAAGUUGCAAACUCGGCUACUCUACAAUCAUCGGGUUUUGCAACUUGAUUGUUUGCAAAACAGCAUAUCCUUUUUUGUUUGAAGUUUGUACGCAGUACACACCUCAUACCAGGUUGCAAUUUUAUGUGAGCAGCCUGUGUAUAAUUGCUGUUGAAAUUAAAAAUUACUAACUGCCUCAUUAUUUUAAAUCUUUGCACUUCCUGGUGUAUCCGGAAUUCUUCAGCAGACCGCUGCAGACGCUAUAUCUAUAUUAAAAUUAUCCUCGGCAGUCGUCGAUUAUUGUACUAUCUGCCGAUGGAUGCUGCGGAUCCUUUAUGUGAAAGUCAAUCAACGGCCCAGAGCAGGAGCGCAUGGAGUAACGUCCCUCUAACAGUCCAAGGGAAUCGUUUUAGAAGACGCUUUCUAGGUGGAGGAGAGUCUUCUGAUCUCGAACCCAUUAUGGUCGAUCAGGACGACGCGGACGAUAGAACGCUUGCGCAGCUGCCAACCGACACCAGGAAUGCCCACGCAUUCCCCGAAUCGAGCACUGAUGCCAUUCCACCGUUACCACCUCGUGAUCGGGGCGCUAAUCGAGCCGCUCGUCAUCAGCAUGGCCCUCCAUCCACAGGUGGCACACCCAACACGGCGCGUCGCCGCGCAGACGAAGCACGCGCUGCUGCUGAAGACGCGGCCGCCCUUGAUGAACAGGAGGAAGAAGAGUUGAAGUACGGCGCCGAGCAUGUGAUCAAGCUCUUUGUGCCUGUCACACUAUGCAUGGCGGUCGUCGUGGCCACCGUCGCGUCUCUCAGUUAUUACACUGAGAAAGGUGUUUAUCUGCCAUAUACACCAUUCCACGAGCAGGAUGCCAGCUACACAUCCAAAUCGUGGAACGCUCUGGCCAAUGCAGCCAUCAUGUUGGGAGUGAUCAUUGUUAUGACGAUUGUUCUAAUUCUGCUGUAUAAAUACCGUUUCUACAAGGUGAUCCACGGAUGGUUGAUUUUGUCCUCGUUUAUGUUGUUGUUUAUGUUCACGUACAUUUACAUGAACGAACUACUGCGGACGUAUAACAUUCCCAUGGAUUAUAUUACGUUUGCCAUUUUGAUGUGGAAUUUCGGGAUUGUGGGCAUGAUCUGCAUCCAUUAUAUUGGCCCGCUAAUCCUUCAGCAAGCGUAUUUGAUUGUGAUUAGUGCGCUGAUGGCAUUGACUUUCAUCAAGUAUCUCCCUGAUUGGACCACAUGGGCCCUUCUCGUUGCAAUAUCCAUCUGGGAUCUCAUUGCUGUAUUGUGCCCGAAAGGACCGUUGCGGGUUUUGGUUGAAACCGCGCAGGAACGAAAUGAACCUAUCCUUCCUGGUCUUAUAUACACUUCUUCUGUGUUGUAUUCGUACGUGAUGGUUGCGGAUGUGGAUACGGAAACUGGAACACCGCACGAUGGUCGGCCCAGACAUCGUCGCCGAAAUUCCCGAACCUUAGUGGAUAAUGAUGAGGUAGCACAUGCGCUACAUCCGUCGGCUUCGGCACCGACAACGGCUGAGGAAGGGCACGCCGGAAGUGGAGCUCCAAUAGUUCCUCUACAACGCCGCACUCAAAGUGAGCCCGUCAUGAGCGAGCAAGUGGAAGAAGAGCGAGGGAUUCGUCUUGGUUUGGGCGACUUCAUAUUCUACAGUGUUCUAGUUGGUAAAGCAUCCUCUAACGGAGACUGGAACACUACGCUGGCCUGUUUUAUAUCCAUUCUCAUUGGUCUCUGUCUUACGCUGUUGCUGCUGGCCAUGUACCGGAAGGCAUUGCCAGCGUUGCCGAUCUCGAUUACUUUUGGUGUUAUUUUUUACUUCGCUACCAGCAAUGUUGUUAAGCCGUUCCUGGAUAGUCUUGCAAAUGAGCAAGUAUUUUUGUAAAUUUUUUGUUGCAGUUUUAACGAACGAGCAUCAAAUUUAAUUUGCAAUGUGCCAGAUUCGUUCAUAUUCCAAACCGUGAUUCGAUCUGCAACUUCUAAACUGAAGUACUGGCAUGUGACUUUCACUUUUAUAGCUGCACUUGUAUUUAGUUUUGUUUGUAUUUUAUAGAUCUUUGUUCCUGUAAAUGAAGUUGCUUAUCAUUAAUAAGAAUCGAAAUUUGUUGC